This is a messenger RNA of Scophthalmus maximus (turbot), 3951 nucleotides long. RefSeq names its product laminin, gamma 2 (gene lamc2). Lineage: Eukaryota; Metazoa; Chordata; Actinopteri; Pleuronectiformes; Scophthalmidae. The record is from RefSeq and is a predicted model, not a curated record. Gene Ontology annotation, molecular function: extracellular matrix structural constituent. The transcript is spliced from 21 exons. The coding region runs from base 160 to 3546 and encodes 1128 amino acids.
GAAUCACAUGUGAGUAAGUGCAGUAUGUGCAGCGUGUGCAGACCUGCAGCAGCAGCAGCAGAUAAAAGUCGACUCUCUGACGAUCUGGACGACUUCUCUCUCUCGUUUCCUCGGAGGAGAGAUUAUUAAAGAUAUUAUAUUUGUGGAUAUUCACUCGACAUGAGGAGCAGCAGCUGGAUUUCACUCUGCGGCGUCUUGGCUGCGCUUUGUGUCGUCGAGGCCACGCGCACAUAUUACUCCGCGGUUCGCUGCGAGUGCAAUGGCCGGUCCCGGUACUGCCUGCGGGACGGACUGGGCCUGCACUGCGUCGACUGUCAGGGACACACGGCGGGACGCCACUGCGAGCGCUGCCAGGCCGGAUUCUACCAGCAGGGGGCGGCGCUGAGCUGCACGCCCUGCCGCUGCAACGCCACAGGCUCGGUCGGUGCUGUGUGCGACAGCAGGGGGCGCUGCCGCUGUCGGGACGGCGUGAUGGGAGACAAGUGCGACCGCUGUCCGGGGGGCGGAGCCAUCGGACCCAACGGCUGCACGCAGAGCCGUCAGACCAGAGAGGAUUCUGGGAGUCGGGCUUGUUUCUGUUACGGCCACAGCAGCAGCUGUUCGGCUCAGUCCGGUUUCUCCGUCCACAACAUCAGCUCCACCUUCAGUGACGGUGUGGACGGUUGGACGGUGGCAACGGCUCAGGGCAACGUCCCCCGAGACGUUCACUUCCGCUGGACACCGACUCACCAGGACGUGGAGGUUAUCUCCAAAAACAGUCUGCCGGUUUACCUGUACGCCCCAGCUCGUUACCUGGGGAACCAGCUGCUGAGUUAUGGUCAGAACUUUUCCUUCUCCCUGCGUCUGGACCGCGGCGUCCGACACCCGUCCACCAGCGACGUGGUGCUGGAGGGCAGCGGCCUCCGAGUGUCGGCCUCGCUGGGCGACCUGCGCUCCAUCGUCCCCUGUGGACAGAAGAUCCACUACAGCUUCAGACUGGACGAGCAGCCCGGCAGCAGGUGGAGGCCUCAGAUCUCCGCCUUCCAGUUCCAGACGCUCUUGCAGAACCUCACCUCCGUCAGGAUCCGGGCAACGUUCGGAGAGGAUGGACGUGGUUACCUUGACAACGUGAGGCUGGUGUCAGCCCGCCGUGGGGAUGGCCUCCCGGCCCGCUGGGUCCACACCUGCAGCUGCCCCGCGGGGUACGAGGGCGAGUUCUGCGAGCGCUGCUCGGCCGGUUUCAGACGCAAGAUGCCGGCGGACGGAGCUUUCGGCGCCUGCGAGCCCUGCAGCUGCAGAGGAGGCAGCUGUGACCCUCAGACCGGAGACUGUUACUCUGCCGACGAGACGCGUGGAGACAACGGCCACAUCAGAUGCCCCGAGGGGUCUUACCCUGGGAAGACGCCCGCCGGCCCCCAGGCCUGUGUGAAGUGCCCCUGUCCUGUGGGCGUGUCCUGCUCUGUGGCGUCCGGUUCACUGGCGCCUCAGUGUGAUCGCUGUCCUGCCGGGACCAGCGGUCCUCGCUGUGACGUCUGUCAGGAGGGUUUCUAUGGCGACCCCGCAGGAGGCUGCAGACCCUGUCAGUGUAACGGUCACAUCGACGUCAGCGUGGCGGGAAGCUGCGAGCGCAGCAGCGGCGCCUGUCUGAAGUGUGUGAACAACACGAAGGGGCGGAGCUGCGAGGCCUGCGUGAGAGGCUUCUACCACGGCCGCGCCGCCGACGCCUGCAAACCGUGCGACUGCGACCUCCUGGGCUCCGAGUCAGGACAGUGCGACGCUGGCGGCCACUGCCGCUGCAGGCCGGGCUUCGAGGGCCUGAGGUGUCAGCGGUCCGACUGCCCCUCGUGUUUCACCCCCGUCAAGGCCCAGUUGGAGCUCUACGCCGCCAUGCUGAAGGAGCUGGAGGUUCGACUCUCGCACGGGGACGGAGGUUUGAUUCCCGCCGACCGCAGCGUGAUGGAGGCCGCGUUGAGAGCCGCCGAGGAGCUGGUGGACGACCUGCAGGACGACAGCGAGGAGCUGGCAGACGUGGAGAAGAGGCUGCAGGGGCGUCUGUCGUCCAUCAGCAGGAGUCAGCUGGUCGAGGGACAGAACGUCCAGAACAUCAGCGAUCGGGCCGACGACGUCAGACGUCAGCAGAGGAAGUACCGGGCGCAGGUGGAGGAGGUGGAGACCCUGAUGGCGGCGAUGAAACGCAAACUGGAGGAGGCGAAGAGCGACCUGAGAUCAGCCGAGUUUCCUCUCGGAGACGCUCCGCUGGGUUCGAACCUCUGGACCUCGUUGGUGCAGGCGGCGACCGGCCUGGCGGAUAAACACCAGACGAAAGCCGUCGCCGUGGAGCAAAGUGCCAGCGAGGCCUUGCGGGACUCGGAGAAGAGUCUGGCUCAGGUCCGAACCCUCAUGAACAAAGAAAACCGAGUCAAAGAGCUGCUGGGAGAUCUGAAGACCACGUUCGAUCAGACCUCGGCGCGGGUCAAGGGUCUGGAGCAGCACGCCACCCGCCUGAGCGGCGAGGCCAGAGACGAGAGCAAAAUGGCAGACGGAAUGUUGAAAAACAUCGCCAGCAUGGAGCGAAACAUCCCGACGUCCCUGAAGGGGGACAUGGACGCCAUGGUCUCCAGGUUGGAUGGACUGAAGGCUGAGGUGGAUGAGAACACCUCAGGCUUCGAGGCGCUGCAGGCCGGCGUGCAGCGGGACAAGGCCGCCACCGAGAACCUGCUGGCCGAGGGCAAGUCCGCCCAGCAGGACUUCAACAAGCUGCUGGACAGAGUCAACGUUGCCAAGGCCGACACCGAGGCCGCUCUGCAACGCAUCGGCAGCAACAGCAACGAGCUGGACGACGCCCUGAAGGCGCUGAGAGGGUUUGACGAGCAGAUCGACGGCGGCAGAGCCCUGGCUGACGCCGCCAUCGGGCGACUUCCUGGCAUCAACGCCACCAUCCGGCAGGCCGUGAGCAACAACGGCAAGACGCUGUCCGUCCUGGGAGAGGUGUCCGACGAUUACAACAGCGCCCUGGGAAGCGUGGGCGUGCUGCAGGGCCUGGUCCGCAGUCUGGAGGGGACGUUUGGGUCGCUGCCGCACGGCGGUCUGCUGAGCGAAACCACUAAACUGAACAAGGAGGCGAAGGACCUGAGGACGAAGGCGGUCGACUUGGCUGGAGACGUGGAAUUCGACCUGGACGACGUCCGGAAGCUGGAGGCGGAGGCGGAGCAGGCGGCGGACGGAGCGGCGGCGGCGUUCGGCAACGCCAGACAGACCAGAGACGCUGUGGGGAAAACUCUGGCAGACAUCGGCCGCCUGCUGGCGAACAUGAACAAGCCCGGCACCGUGGAUGAAAGCCUCCUGAAGCAGCUGGAGGCGUCGCUGGCCGGCGCUCAGCGCGACGUGGACGCUGGUCUGAGGCCUCGGCUCCGGGACAUGGAGCAGAAGGAGGACGCCAUGCGCCGCCGGUUGACCGCCCUCGACCUGGACAUCGACACCGUGCUGGGAGACAUCGCCAACCUGAAGGAGGUGCUGAGUAAAGUCCCCGAAAACUGCUUCAACAGCCCCCCCAUCGAAGAGGCCUGAGGGCGUCUCCGACGUCACCACAGAGUCUCUGUGAUUGGCCUGUUGAUGAACGACGAUCCACAUAAAUGAUCAAAUAACAGCAACUAUAACAUUAACAUUAACAACUGCUUGUUUGUCUUUAUUAACAAUGAUCCCACAGGUCGUUCAGUAUCAAUCAGACUUUAUCUCCUCACGUUGAUCCUGUUGGGUUUAUAUCUGUUGAUAUUUCUAAUGUGUUUUGUAUUUAUAACUGUACAUACAGUUUUUAUAUCUUUUCUAUAUUUCACAGUUUUUAUUUAAGUGUCUUUACUCUUUUCACAUUAAAACUGCUCAGUGUUCAAAACGUUCUCUUUGUUCAACUGUGGAAGAAAAAUCACUGAAGCUCUGAACGGAUGAAAAUAAUAACAAUAAAUAAAUGAAUAAUAA